GUUUGUUUAAAAAAGUCCAAUCAUCUCUGCCUUCCAUUAAUCCUUAUAUUACAUGCAUAGGUACCUACCUACCUAGGAUGUAGGUCCAGUAGCACCAGAUUGAAAUCGGGAUCUUGGAUGUAAUAACUUUAACAUGUUCCGCUGCGAUUUGUGCAAUUAUUCUUCAUUUAUACCCCGCAGCAUCGUGUCGAUUACCAGAGAUCCGUUCCGGUCAGAAUGCAACGCCAGAUCAGGAUGAGAGCCCGGCCUGCGAUACGACCUAAUGUCAAUAGCCACGACUGCAAUGGACUACCCAAGACCCAUUCAAGAUGGCACAUCGCAAAAGAUCCGGCUAUUUAUGCUCAUAGAACCCUUUUCACGAACCCCGAGCUGAGCUGCGAUGAAUCAUUCACUGAUGCAUCAUGUUUCGCUUUAGUAGUGAACUUUUCAUCGUUGGCCUCGCUUGCCUCUUCUGCCGUGUCGUAUGUCAAAGCGACGAUCUAGGCCUUAAGAAUGGUUAUAUCACCAUUAAAACUGCCAAUUUCAACGCUAAGAUUGUUCGCGAUGCGCAAGUGCUCGCGUCGCUAAGUCCGGCAGGGGACUCGUUCGAUUUUCUACCCUUUGAUUUGAUAUCCGCUCGAGCUGGAAAUGGUCAGUAUCAUUGGGGUGAUAUUACGUACCGUUAUCGCGAAGAUAAUUAUGGUCCGUGGAUCGACGGCGACUCCGCAGCUUCCCGGAAGGCCGUCACCACCCGCAAGGUCGGAACAGGAGUCCUAGCUUCUUCAGGUUUGGCACCAACACUUCCUGAUGGGGGACCUUUAAAUGUGACUCGCGAAUGGCUCGAUGUCUCCGGUGACCUAGGUCUACGUUUCACAAUCGAGAACUCGGGAGCGUCUCCCGUUGAGAUAGGCGGUUUGGGGUUUCCGGCCGAGUUCAACAGCAUUUUUACAAAUCGUGCUGCAGAAGAUACGCAGCGUCUGUGUUCACUAUCCGAUCCAUAUGUCGGCAUGCACGCGGGUUACAUCCGCGUCAGCCCAGUUCGCGGAACCGGCGCCGCGCUUGUCGUGACACCACUUGGGGAUACUCCGUUGGAAGCAUACCGUAAUCUAGCCGAGCCUUCUUACGAAGCUACAGCUUACGGUAGCCAGACCUUCGAGGGCUUCUAUGAGUGGCAGGUCCUCAGCCGUGCAUGGGCUGAGAAAGAAUGGGCAAAUGUGCAACCAUGGAAUGCGCCUUCAUCAAAAACCCUCCAACCUGGCCAAACACUACAAUUUGGUGUACGCUUUUCCGUGGCUAAAGGUGGUGUCCGCGACAUUGAUGAGACUGUGCGAAAAACCGGCACCCCCGUAGCUUAUGGUGUUCCCGGGUACAUAAUCCCAAGAGGAUCAACGUCGCAACUUUUCCUAAACGCCCAGUCGAACCCGAUAUCUUUUUCCAGUGAGCCCGUAGAGUCCUUAGCCUUCAGCCAGCUCUCAUCGGGCUCAUAUGGCAUAACUCCGUCUCCAACCUUCUGGGGCCGCUCAAGGCUCACUAUCGACUACGAGGACGGAAAGACCCAAACGAUUCAUUACUACGUUACUAAGUCUGGUACGGAGGCUAUCGGAGAUCUAGGACGGUUCCUCACAACGAAGCAGUGGUUCAAUGACACAUCGGACCCUUUCGGUCGUGCUCCCUCAGUUAUGAGUUAUGACUACGAGGCCAACUCUAUCGUGGCGCAAGACUCGCGAGUAUGGAUUGCCGGACUUAGUGACGAAGGAGGUGUGGGUGCAUACCUCGCUGCAACGGUGAAGCAGGUUAUACAGCCGGACCCCGAGGAAGUAUCAAAGCUCGAGAUGUUCAUUGAUAAGGUUCUCUGGGGCACUAUCCAGACGAAAGAUUUUGGCGUUCGUAAGAGUAUCUUCUACUAUGAACCCUCAGUAGUCCCAAAAUACACCUACAAUUCCGCUUUCGAUUGGUCUAGCUGGACAUCAUGGAACAAGGACGCGGCCUACGCAAUCGAUCGGGCCUACGACUACGUUCAUGUUGCAGCAGCCUAUUGGUCGUUAUACCGUGUGGCACGGGCCUACCCUGAGCUAGUAAAAAGCCAUGAUUGGAAAUGGUACAUCAACCAGGCUUAUAGCACCGUCAUACGCGGAAUGCAGUCCGAUGUUGGAUAUAAUCGGCUCGGUUUAAUGGGAGAAACCGUGUUUGGGGAAAUUCUUACCGAUCUCACCCGAGAAGGUCUAACUACACAGGUUGAUACGCUCACUAAAGCUAUGAGAUCAAGGGCUGCACAAUGGGAUUCAGAAGAAGUUCCAUACGGAAGUGAGAUGGCUUGGGACUCCACCGGCCAAGAGGGGGUUUACUACUGGGCGAAAUAUUUCGGCUUCUCAAGCACAGCAACAAAGACAGUAAAUAGUGUUCUAGGUUAUAUGCCCACGGUUCCCCACUGGGGAUGGAAUGGGAACGCUCGUAGGUACUGGGAUAAUAUCUACGGCGGCAAACUCGAACGCAUCGAGCGCCAAAUCCAUCAUUACGGGUCAGGCCUCAAUUCUCUAGUUCUCCUCUCAGCCUUUCGCAGCAACCCUUCCGACACGUAUCUCUUACAAGUCGGCUAUGGCGGCUCCAGUGGACCUUUAUCCAACAUCAACCAAGCUGGAUUCGCGUCUGCAUCUUUCCACUCCUGGCCCGACACCCUGAAAUGGGACGGCUAUAGCGGGGACUACGGCCCCGGGUUUCUCGGGCUAGUCCUUGGAUCUGGCACCUACGUCGCGGAGCACGCCAGCUUCGGACUCCUCGCCUACGGUGGUGUGCUUUCCAACACCGAAAACGAUGGCGAGGUUAGCGUGCAGAUUAACGGCCCUGUGACGCGACGUAUCUUCAUUGGGCCACUUGGUGUGACAAUUAAUACGGACGCUGGCAGAAUAAGCAGUUUCAGCUAUACAAGCUCCUCGGGAGCCAUUUCCGUCGUACUAACGCAGCUUUCCGGUGCACCAAAGGCGGCCGCCGCGGUUCUGUGGGUCGACAAGAGUGGGGACUCGGCCUCCUACAGCGUAUCGAGUCCCGAGGCGACUUGUGAGCGAUCGGGGUGGCGGAUCCCGUUGACGGCUAGUGGUGAUGUGGUUGUUGAGUUGACGAGCAGCUAAGUGAGUACUUACCUAGGUAGUAUACUAUGUAGUAUACUAUGUAUUUGAUGUAGCUACCUACUCAGUACACAUACAUUGGCCUCUCUAAUUUGACC
Messenger RNA from Daldinia vernicosa, 3199 nucleotides. RefSeq lists its product as uncharacterized. Lineage: Eukaryota; Fungi; Ascomycota; Sordariomycetes; Xylariales; Hypoxylaceae. Bases 402 to 3104 code for a protein of 900 amino acids. The transcript is spliced from 2 exons. The record is from RefSeq and is a predicted model, not a curated record.